Messenger RNA from Esox lucius (northern pike), 4111 nucleotides. RefSeq names its product lysosomal-associated membrane protein 2 (gene lamp2). The transcript is spliced from 9 exons. Gene Ontology annotation, cellular component: membrane. Bases 106 to 1329 code for a protein of 407 amino acids. The record is from RefSeq and is a predicted model, not a curated record. NCBI's taxonomy places the organism in Eukaryota, Metazoa, Chordata, Actinopteri, Esociformes, Esocidae.
UGUUGCGGUAGAUGCGCUCCGAGCAGAUUUGGAAGCUUGGAGAAGGUACUAGUACUACUACUACUAGCUAGCAAAGACGUCGUAGCGCUACCAAGUACAGUAACCAUGUCUCGCUGCAUAUUUCUGGUUUUGUUCCUGGCUCUUGUAAAUGAACUCCACCUCUCUCACACGACUGAGGUGGCUGUCAAUGACAAAGACAAUAAAUUAUGCCUCUAUGCCAAUUUGAUGGUCAACUUCUCAGUCACCUAUGAAGUUACUCCGAAUCAGACCCAAGUGGUUCUUAUUGUACUGCCUGAAAACGUGACUACAGAUGGAAGCACCUGCGAAAACACAACAUCGACAUUGAAACUAAAUUUUGGAGACGGGCACAGCUGGGCUAUUAAUUUCACAAAGAACACCGAAACGUAUCAAGCAGACGCCAUCGUCUUUGCCUACAACCUCAGUGACUCCAGCUUCUUCCCAGGCUCAGUGUCAAACGAAACAAAGUCUGUGACCGGAAAGCCAGCAAUCACCAAAGUGGGCGUGGACACGUACUACUCCUGCAAGAGUGAAGUCCUGACAGAAAUGUCAGUCACUCAGACCCUGUACGAUGUUGCUCUUCAGGCGUUCGUGACCAACGGCAGCAAAAGUGAGAAUGAAACCUUGUGCGCUGCUGACAUUCCCACCACCUCCUCGGCGCCGACCACGGUUGUCACUCCCACGGCUGCCCCCACUUCCAUCCCUACGCCUACCCCUACUCUACCGACGCCCGCUACAGGAGUGUACAAAGUAGUCCCCGGCGAAAACAGCACGGCCUGCCUGAUGGCCACCUUCGGCCUGCAGCUUGGCUACAAGCAAGGACAAAAAGAGGAGACCAUCAACCUGGUGCCCAAUGUGACUCACGUGAACGGAACCUGUGGGGUCAACGUCAGCGAUCUCGUACUGACGUCGGACACUAUCAACGCCAUGUUCACUUUCACCAAAGACAGCAACAAGUUCCGCCUGCACGGUCUGAACAUCACAAUAACGCCAGCCACCGGUGUGGUCUUCACGGCAAGCAAUACCAACCUGUCACUUUGGGAGGCGACCGUAGGCAGCUCCUACAUGUGUAACAAGGAGCAAACCUACAAUGUCACCGACACACUCACCCUCUACACGUUCGAACUUCACAUCCAGCCCUUCGGAGUGAAAAACGAGCAAUUUGAGACAGCACAUGAAUGUUUAACGGAUGACACCAGCGUCUUAAUCCCAGUCGUGGUCGGGGCCGCCCUGGCCGGCUUGAUUGUCAUUGUAGUGAUCGCUUACAUGAUUGGUCGAAGAAAGACCUACGUGGGUUAUCAGACCCUCUAAAGAGCAGUGUGAAUAACCUGCGCAGAGCUUUAUCCCUCUGUUGGGGGAAGGGGUCCCAAAGCCUGAUCCUGGGUGGAUGUGUCUGUGCAAUCUUUUCCCUUGUCGACUGAUUCACAACUGGAAUAGUCUGACUUCUUACUUCAGCCACUUUUGAAGGCCCAGUGCAGCGACAGUGUGCUUUUCCUUGUGUUUUUAUGUAGUCUUAAGUUGAAUUUGAUCGGUGUUAUUGCUCGUGUUCCUCGUUUAAAAUACAAUCUAGACAGGACAUUUUAAUCAGGUCUGUGUGGGUCAGUUAAUAGGCCAAUAAGAGUUCAAAACCUCUCUGUCAAUUACUGCUAGUUUUCAGUUUCACACCCAGAGAGUGCUAUGCAUCGCCUUGCUUGACAAUUUCAGCACAAAACAAUUGGAUUGGAUAUCAAUUACAGUAAGACACUAUUGUUACUAAGGAAUUGUUUUAUAUUGAAAAAAGAAACCGCUGCAUUGGGCCUUUUUAGCGCUGCUCUUAUACUUUAGCUCAUUCUAGUAUCUUUUAGACCUGGGCUUGAGUAGCAUUAUUCAGGUAAAUUAGACAACUUUAAUGUCUCUCCAGGACCAGGUUGGACAUCCCUGUUUAUUUUUGUGUAAUUUUCCUUUUUUUGUUUUUUUAUUUAGAUUUUGUUGUUUUCUUCCACCCUUUUUCCCAAUAUUGUUGUAACGGAGCAAGUGCAACGAGUUCUCUGGGUUAGCCAGUAUACUUUGUCAGAACACUUAAACCCAAUAAGUGAGCCUUACUGUAAAAUCUCUAAAGGUAGUUGUACCUAUUAUACAUUUUUCCUUUCAUCACUCUGUGUAAAGACUUGCCUGUGUAAAGACUUGCCUGUGUCAGAGAAGUGCAGUCCAAUUCCUUGUGCUGCAGUUUGCACGUUUCCCCUGAGACGUUGACAGUUUAGGGCUGUGCCCGUGUCACUAUGAAUCAUGCACUUGCUCCUCCCAUCCCUUUGACAUUCAUUAUUUUUUUCCUUAUGUUUUUUUUUUUUAUGUUUGUGUACCUUUUUUUUCAAUUAUUUCUUUUUCGGUUUCAUUCAUCCUCAAUUUUAACAAUGAGACCUUUCAACACACUUGAAUAUUUUUGAAUGUGCCUUUUGGCUCGUUGCAGCCCAACUGAAUUGUGCUGCCUGAGUAUACAGAGCCAAAGAGACAAGAUUGAGUAGCAUUGUUUGAUUGAGCUCAGUAACUCCUUAACCAACCACAAGUAAGGUCGGCUGCUUUGUGCCCUUUGCUCUCUGUUCCUUACUGAUAGUUCACUGUGCAGUCAGUAGUUUGAAUCUAGAAAUGUAUAACUUGUAUAAGAAAAACAUGGGUGUUGUUGAAAAACAUGGCCUUUUCUAAGUAGACGUUCCCAAUAUAAUCUAAACUUGGAUGUUCAGACACCGCUCUAGCUGACUGUAUGGUUAUCACCAAUGUCAGUGUGUCUCGAUAGCCUUUCUGACUGACUUGAUCUGGCCUCCUUUGUGUAUUCUGAAAUCAGCCAUGAUGUGUUAACUUUGGGAAGUCCAAGUCUCGGCAGGAGGAUGUACAAAAUGAAACCUGAAAAGAAACAACUAAAAAACCCUAUUUCUGUCAUUGUGUUGGCAUUAGGUUUAAAAAGGGAUAGCUGUAGUGUAGUUUGGUGUAAUUUAAAACCUGGUAUUAGCAGAUGUAAUACUGUUUUGUUUUUUUACAUUUAAGUGCACUAUAUGCCUUAGUACGAUUUAUGUACAUUGAAAAUGCAUGUUGCGAUGUGACACCUGUGUAUUUGGCUGUUGCUCCUGAAAGGGAUCUGUUUGUAGGAGGGCACUUGGGAACAGGGCCAGCGUCAAUUCCAUUUUGGACUGAACUCUAGUCAGUAUUCAUGUUUUCCUCACAUGUUUGUCUGUGAAGAAAAUGGCCAUUAUAAUUAUUUUGAUUCCAGAAUUUACUGAAAUGAAAUGUAAUCAUCCCAAACCUGCCCUGUUGAGCCCUGUGUUGAACCCAUUGACAGUGGGAGCGAGGAUUGUCUGCCGGAUGUCAGUGUGUGAAGGUUUGUAUAGUUAGAUGGAAUGGUGACGAAGUCGUAGCUGCUGUGUGUUAUGCCUUUGUCAUAGGGCAGAGGUUAGCAUGAGACGUGAACUAAGCUGAUUGCCGUUGUUGACGCUUUUACUUGCUUUUGAUCAAUCAUUCAACCACAUUUUCUUUCAGACGCUGUAUUAGUGAAUGACCCACUUGGUUGGUUGUUGUCAAAUGUACUUUUCCUGCUUCCAGUGUGUGUUGUCUUGGAAAUUGACUGCUGUGUAAAUCUUGUUUGCAGCUAUGAUUCUAAUAUUGGCUUUUCUGACCCUGUAUGAAAAUCAAUUAUAAAAUUCCCUGGCCUCUGAAACACACAUUUACUAACCGCAAUAUUCAUUUCAAUCAAAUGUUAUGAUUAUGACUUUGUGCCUUUCUCAGCGAAGAUUGUCUUUGCGAUUAAGUUCAAGUUUGGAUACUUUUACAUUCAUAAAUACGAUUGUAUGGCUCCUAUUGUCCUAAGACUUGUCAGCGGUUUCUAAGACAAAUGUCACCUUAUUUCUGAUUUCAAAAAGGCCCUUUGAUAAAAGCGAAACCCCAGUUAUAGGAUAGGCUUAGCCUUCAAAUUAAGUUCAAUUUUGUAGCUCCAAACAAAACAUUUUUUGGAUAGUUUUUUUUCAUAGACUGCAGUCAAUGAAGAUUAUGUGCAUAUAAAAUGACUGUUGUGGACCAUUUAGUAGUUUGCAAUGAUGAAAAUAAAGUGUGUUAUUGGGCUCCUGGA